CUUCCAGGCUGCAGGCGAGGGUGCUGCAGGGGCGGGGGCACAGGACUCAAGGCGGUAGGGCCGAGGACAAGGAGAGGAUUCUUGUCAGGGAGCUGGGCCAGCUGGUCAAGGACAUGAAGAUCAAGUCUGUGGAGGAAACUUAUCUCUUCUCCUUACCCAUUAAGGAGUCUGAGUUAUUGACUUUCCUGGGCACAUCCCUCAAGGACGAAGUUCUAAAAAUCAUGCCUGUGCAGAAGCAGACUCGUGCUGGCCAGCAGGCCAGGUUCAAGGCAUUUGUUGCCAUCGAGGACUACGACAGUCUUGUUGGUCUGGGUGUAAAGUGUUCCAAGGAGGUAGCCACUGCCAUUCGUGGGGCCAUCGUCCUGGCCAAGCUCUGCACUGUCCCCAUGCAGAAAGGCCACUGGGGGAACAAGAUCAGCAAGCCCCACACUGUCCCCUGCAAGGUGACGGGCCUCUGUGGCUCUGUGCUGGUGCAUCUGAUCCCUGCCCUCAGAGGCACUGGCAUCAUCUCAGCUCCUGUGCCCAAAGAGCUGCUGCUGAUGGCUGGGACUCAUGACUGCUACCCUUCUGCCAGGGGCUGCACUGCUACUUCGGUCAACUUUGCUAAGGCCACCUUUGAUGCCGCAUCCAAGACCUACAGCUACCUGACCCCUGACCUUUGGGAGGAGACUGCGUUCACCAAGUCUUCCUAUCAGGAAUUCACUGACCAUCUUGUGAAAAUCCACAGCAGAGUCGCUGUCCAGAGGACUCAAGCUCCGGCAGUAGCCACAACAUAAGUGUCCUCACAGAAGAAAAAUACAAUCAGUAAAACCUGGAAAAAAAAUCAAAAAACAAGAUACAAUGGCACAGAGUAAACAUUCCCAUUCCAAAAGGAAUAGGGAAGCGACUGUAAACCGGUUAGAGACCGAGCACCCAAACUGCACCUCGAAACUCAUUUAUCACAAGCUGCUAACAUUGCAAUUAAACCUGAAUACUAACGUUUUAGGUUAAGAAAAACACUUGUUAUCUGGUCCUCAGUUGCUGGGGCAACUUGGCUAGUCGGCCUACAGACAGGAGUCUGUGCCUCAGCACGGGAGCUGUAGGUUCACCACGACGGGAUAGGGGAAUAGAAAGGAGAAGGGAUCAAAGCAAGACUAAAACCCAGCAGGUCAAACAUGAAUCCCUGGGCUCCACGUCCAGCAUCCAGGUCAUGGGGUGGCAAGAUGUGCGCUUCGAAGGGCUUAUGCAACCCUACACCUACUGUCUUCAUAGCUGCAACCCACGUGCACUCUCUCAGGCUGGCUCUGCUUGGAGCCUGCAGAUUUCUUUGGGAGAUGUUCCAUGUUUCUGGCAUCUCUAGCUUCCUGGGAUUCCCACCCCAGCUCCAGCUCCGUGCGUUGCCCUCUCAAGGGCUACCCCGGGGACUCUGACUCUGCACACACUGCCCAGCCUCCUAGGCUGUCUUCUGAGGUCUGGGUAGAAGCCUCCAGGAGCCUGUAAUUCUUGCAUUCUACUUUCUUGUGAAACCAUCACCGCAUGGACAGUGACAAGGUCUCCCAGUAGCACAAGCUGCAGUCCACAACCGCAGUGCCCUCUGAAGGCCUGGCUGGCUGAGUGUGGGGAACCCUUCCCCGGUGGUGUGGAGUAAGCACAGUCCCGGAGACUCUCUGCAAAGCUGAGUCUUCCAAGGCUUACACUUGUAUACCCUCAGACUUGCACCAAGCAGAGUCUGGCCAAUUCCUGAGAUUCCGUCAAGGUAUCUUUCCUAUUAUCCCAGUGCAAAAUACUUGGCUUCUUUUUAACAUCACUAAUCUCUUCAGAACACACACCUUCUUUGGCCUCAAUUUUACCUAUGCUUUUCUGCCCAAUCUGCAAGCUUUUCUAAUCUUCCUGGCCUGCUUUCUGCUCCCAAUUUUCACUGUAAUCUAGCUAAAAGCA
This is a messenger RNA of Chinchilla lanigera (long-tailed chinchilla), 1917 nucleotides long. RefSeq names its product 40S ribosomal protein S2-like. The transcript has 2 exons. Gene Ontology annotation, molecular function: structural constituent of ribosome; RNA binding. Gene Ontology annotation, biological process: translation. The coding region runs from base 114 to 776 and encodes 220 amino acids. Gene Ontology annotation, cellular component: ribosome; cytosolic small ribosomal subunit. The record is from RefSeq and is a predicted model, not a curated record. NCBI's taxonomy places the organism in Eukaryota, Metazoa, Chordata, Mammalia, Rodentia, Chinchillidae.